Molecule: messenger RNA, 17616 nt
Organism: Periophthalmus magnuspinnatus
Lineage: Eukaryota; Metazoa; Chordata; Actinopteri; Gobiiformes; Gobiidae
Product: nesprin-2
Exons: 92
Coding region: 61-16773 (5570 amino acids)
Cellular component (GO): membrane
Molecular function (GO): protein binding
Source: RefSeq, a predicted model, not a curated record
GCUGUCAACGGACCUCCGGGUAUGUGAGCGUUAAAUGAGUCCAGUUUGUUGGGACUGACGAUGGCUUCAGGUGGAGCAGAGGAAGAGGAUGAGGGGAUAUCACUGGACAUUGAUGACAUGCACAUGCUGCUGCAUGUGGAGCAUGAACAAAUUCAGAAAAGAACAUUUGCCAAAUGGAUAAAUGCUCAACUUGCGAAGAGGAGUCCGCCCUCUCGUGUAUCAGACCUGUUUGACGACCUCAAAGAUGGCUCUAUUCUGCUUGACCUUCUGGAAAUGAUUACGGGCCAGCCCAUGACAAGGCAAAGAAUCCAUGGAGUUUUUCAGCAGAGAGCAGAUAUUGAGACAGCACUGGACUUUCUCAAGAACAGAUCUGUAAAGUUGGUAAAUAUUAACGUCCCAGAUAUUAUUGAUGGAAAACCAGCUAUUAUCCUUGGCCUCAUAUGGGCCAUCAUUCUCCAUUUUCAUAUUGAGGAGAUGGCCACCAGUCUGCCCAGCGUACUCCCUCCCUCCUCCCUGGACUCUUUGGACAUAACUGAAUCCAAUUUAAUUACUCAACCAUCACUACACAAGAGCUUUGGACUAUCAGCUAAACAAGCCCUGCUCACAUGGGCUCAAAACCGGUGUCAUAGGGUUGGUUGCUCUAUCAGUAUCACAGAUUUUACUUCGAGCUGGAGUAGUGGGGAGGCGUUCUUGGCCGUCCUCUGCUCUCUCAGACCAGAGCUGGUGGAUUUGACACAGGUCCAGACCAGAACCAACCUGAAGAACCUGGAGCAGGCCUUUGAGCUGGCAGAGAGGGAGCUCCGGAUACCCCGUCUGCUGGAACCACAUGAUGUUGAUGUCCCUGACCCUGAUGAGAAGUCUGUUAUGACAUAUGUGGCACAGUUUCUAAGCUUCUCAAUUGAAUCUUCCUCUCCUGUUGCCAACACACAGUGUUCCAAAGAAGGGCCAACAGAAUCCAGAAAAGCUAAAAGACGACUGGAGAAGACCAGACGCCAGGUACAGACACGGAUUCAGCAGGCUAUCAAGUUAUUCAGCAGCAGAGAGAUAACAGAGGCAGAGGCCAGGAGGAAAGAGAGAGCUUUAAAAUCUCUGCAUCCUGCUCUCCUGGAGGGCUUCCUGUCUGCUGUGGACACUUUUGGAUCGUUCUGUUCUGAGCCUCAACUUCAGGACCUAAAGUUACUCUCCGAUUCAAUUAAAAAGCAAUGGGAGGAUAUACGUACGGACAUGUCUGAUUAUAUUGACAUGUUGUGGUGUAAGAUCAGAGAAAUUAAGCAGCAAGUGUCUGUGGAACCCUGCGAAAGACAUAGUAACACAGACCAAGCACAAGAGGAGCAGGAGAUACACUCUGUGAGGAGCAGACUGGAGCAAGAUGCGACUGGAACCACAACCACAACCACAACCACAACUAACCUACAGUCAAACCUACAAUCAAACCAUCAGCCCACCAGCCAAGAAGAAGAACAAAGUGCUCAAUGUUUCACUGAGACCCUUGACAAGAUGGAGUCUACAGAUGAUGAUAUUGUAUUGGUCUCGGAAAGCAUAAACAAGAUUGUCUCAAAGCCUAUUACUAACACAUCCUCCAUGGCUCGGACUGAACCCAGUGUGCUACUGGACAGUAAAAUCAGCACAAAUAUUCAUGCAACAAAUAUGGAGUUUGCAGAGGAAGAAUGGCACGAAGAUAAGCAGACAGAACUGACUAAAGAAAAUGUAUUCCAGUUACAUCAACCAUUAGACUUGAAGAUAGAUGUUUCAGAAAGGGUUAAAUAUUUCACAAUAAUGGGAAAUGAGGAGGUUGUUCAGACCAACGACAAGAAGAUAGGAAAAAGGACAAGUGAAAUAAAACCUGGAGAGAGUUCGGGCCAAAGACAAAUGGCCUUAUUGCGAAAACUGAUGGAUUUGCAAACAACAGCUGAAGAAAUAGGUCUACAGGAGGUCACUCUGCCAGCCCUACACCAACGAUCUCGUGCUUUGAUGAAGUUGGAAAGCAGUUUGUCAAAUCUCCACUCUGAGUUUGAGCACAUUAAGAAUACUUCACAAUCAGAAAACCACAACGUAGAGCAUCUUUGGGAAGUGACCACUAAAAUGGUCUCAGAACGGCAGGAACAGUGUGUUUACUUGGCUGAGCUGCUGAAGAGGUUUCAGAAGAUCAGUGCAGAAGUUGGGGAAACUUUACAGAGAGCUGAGAGCACAGUGAAGGAACAGGCCUCAUACAUGGGAAGAGACACCCUCCACAGACUACACACUAAGGUCAUUGAAACAAAGUCAGAGCUGAAUAAUCUUGGGGACAUGGUUGGAGAGCUGAGAAGUGCCUCAAAACAACUUCACAGUCAUUUACAACAAAUCCCACACUGCACCAGCAAUAUCCGGUUUGAGCCGGAGGCCCAGAAUCUGAUGGAUCACUGGCUCGAUAUAUCUGAAAGAGUGGAGUCGAAUGUUGAAAGCCUACAGUUCGCCCUAAGUCUGUGGGAUGGUGCUCUCAAAAUGGGGAUGGAGGUAGAACUCUGGACCAGCACAAAACUAGCCACUUUUGCACACUCCCCAUUUUUACAGUCAGAAGAGGACAUUGAGGCCUUACAGGCUGAAAUUAGAGCGCAGGAGGAGAGCAUCAAGUGUUUCAGUCGAAUAACAACCGAGAUUCAUUCCCUGCUUCAGACAGCAGAGCCCCCACUGGAACUGCAGGUGCGGGGGGCUCAGAUGAGGAAGAGGAUGGAUGAAUUACAGGAGCUUAUUUCUGAGGCUGAGGAGGUCUUCAGACAGACAGAAGCUGCUAAAACCAAUGUGUCUGACAGAAUGACAGAGUGUCUGUGCUCCUUACACUCUGUUCAUCAGUCCCUGCUCAGCCUCAGCGGCCCUGAUCCAACAGCAGUGCUCUCACAGCUUAAGGACCUGUAUUUGCAGCUGCAGGUCCAGAAUGAGCAGGCCCUGGCUCUCCAUGAUGACCUGCAGGUCCUGGCCUCAGUAGGGCGUCCCGAUGGCUUAGAGGCUCUAUGGGAGAAUGGACACAAACUCCAGGAAGCAUUUACACAGAUGCACCAGCUCUUCACUGAGGUAGAGGAGCAAACCCAACGGGACAUACAGCUCUAUCACAAGCUUCAAGCACAAGUGGAGCAUUUCAAACAAAAAGUGAACACUGAUGAGGUUACCCAGGAUCCCAGCGUUAUAGAGGAUUUUCAUCACAGGGCGAGGGAUCUCACUCAGCUUGUGUUGCUCUUAAGAAACUCCAAAUUUCAGAAGUCAGCGCUGAUUGAAGAGAGUGGGAAACUGCUAGAGCAAUAUUACAAGUGUGAAUCCAGCACACGAGGUGGACCCAGGGAGCUGCAUGAAUCACUAAACUCCCAGUUCUGUGUCAAAGAAGAGAACCAACCAGAAGCUCAAGUAUCUGAAGUCUGUGGAGUCCAGAGAGGCUCAUGUGCAAAAAAGGCAUGUGCCAGAGGAAGUAUAGAUGACAUGAAAGAUGGAGUCCAAAAAACGCAGGUUAACCUUCGGGCAGUUCAGCCAUAUCAUUUAUUCAGUAGUGGUUUACAGGUUGCCCCGAAACUGAACAACAACAUGAGGGAGGAAUGCAUUCGUCAUGACUCACAUUGGUCUGAAAUGGAGCGCUGUCUGUCACUGCUCAAGGCACAACUGGAUGAACUGUCCAUUACCGGGGAAGAAAUUUGUGAUGAUGAGGGCCUUGGCCGGCUGCUCCAGGACUGCUGCCACAAACUGACAUCUCUGCAAGGGAAGAUGUCCUCAGCUACGCCUGGCUCUGUACACGAGGUCGUGCUACAGCAACUAACAGCUAUAGAGAAAGUCCUUUCUCAGCACGUUGCACUCAGGGAUCCAAACAACAGCAUAUCUCAAGAAAUCCAUAACUUCCUACACCUCAAGAGGGCGCUAGACGACAACAUCAAAGACAAGACAGGCCAGGAGCAGAAGCAGCAGAAUGACCAACACAUGGAAGAUCACAACGUUUCUAAUGAAGAUAGCUUUAGGUCAGUUGGAGCAGGAAACUUCGUGACAGAAGCAGGGUCGGUGAAUGGCAGGAUACACAUGCAGCAAGGCAGCCAAACAGAGCAAAAUGAACCACCAACCUCCAACCAGCAGUCUUCUGGCUUGGAAGAAUUCAUUUGGGUCGACAAAGAAGACCAUGCUGCCUCACACUCCCAACCAUCACAUCCUCUUCAAAUUGAGAAGAAAAUUGAAAUCCAAGAAUCACCAAGCUCAGAAGAAAACCCAAUUUCAGCUGCUCCUGGAAAUGACCCAAAGUGGAGACCACAAACACAGAAUUUGGUCACUUGUCUCGCAGAUGUCCUAGAAGCCCCCAUCAUUGUCCAGGAUUCACAAAGAAAAAUACUUGGAAAAUUGAACACUGGAUGCAAUACUAGUGCUGAAGAAACUACGCCUAAAACUGACAAAGAUGACACAGAUUUUUGCAAUUUUGAAGAUGUUAAAGUUGCAGCCGUUUUGCCGACAGUGGAUAUCAAAGGUCUAUCAAAGAAUAAAAUCAAAUUGGAUACAGAGGCUGGGAAUAUAGGGCAUGUAAACGAAGAAGAAAGACUGUAUUUGGAUGGCAUUGGCAAACUGCUGAAAGAAGUGUGCAAACUAGAGCUUCCUGUGUCAUCAGAGGACACAAGCCAGAUGACCUUAGAAAUGGAACCGGAGAAGACGAACCGACAGGGCGAUUGCUGCUUGACAGGAGAAGAGGCGACAGGUGAAGAGGCGGCAGGUGAAUCGUCCAAGCACAAGUUCACCAUGAAGGACAUUUUAGAAGGUGUCCAGAGCUUGGUGGAAAACAGUUGCAUAAUAAAUAGGGAACCACGGCUUGAUCUAAAGUGGUUCCUGAACUCCUUUUCCAGUGAAGCUGAAAUCCAGUUAAUGCAAACUAUUCAAAGAGUUUUUGUUUGUCGCUAUGAACCUGCACAGCCCAACCUCACAGUCAUGACUACACAACUACAAGAGGCAGAGAAGCUCAAAUGCUGUGUCAAGGAGAAAGUAGACUCCAUAAAAUGUGCAUCUGAUGUCCAUAACAGUCUGUGUAGCACCGCCCUGCUGGAUGCCACUGCCACAGCACAAGUGAAAGCUGCACAAUUAGAUCAAGUCAUACAAUAUCACCGACAACAAAAGAUGACCAAAGCAUUUCUGGAGGUGGUGAUGACCCAGAAAGAGAACAUGAACUUGCAUAAUUUGGGAAGCAGUGAACUUUUAGCAGAACAGCUCAAUGCACUAUUGAAGACCAUGGACUAUAAAAAGUGCCUUGUUGAUGAUUUGGUCAAGUUAAGCCGCCAGUUGUCCAUAAACUUAAGUUGCACUGAAAAAUUUGGAGUUUUUGGGACCCAAAUUACUGACAUACAGAGAGAAUGGACACUAUUGGAACAAAAUGUUAAAACGGCACUACAAUACGCUUCAAACUCUGCCUCGCAACUUUCUACCUUCAGACAAGAAGCCAAAGCACUUAAAAACAAACUUGAAGAAUUGUUCAUCUCAUUGGAAUCAUUUGCGAGAUUACCCAAUUUUAAAAAUACUUGGUACUUGCUUACAUGGACAGCAGACUUGAAAAUGUACACACAACAAUGUGCAUAUUUGCGCUCACGAUUUGAUGAUAUCACUCACUAUAUUGGACAAAGAGACAAAGAUGUUUUGAAGAAGGAUGUUGAAACGGUGGGAUCGGUCCUCAAUGAAACUAAGAUGAAACUUGGAACUCUAACUGAGAAUUGUGUAGGAACUUUGUCUAAUAAUCUUAACAUGCAACUACAGGAUUUGGUUGUAUUGGCCAAAAAAGUGGAAUGCCAUAUUAUUACAGGUGGAAAAUUGGCUUUAUUUCCUGAAGAGGCACAUUUGCAGAUCACAGAGAUGGAAAAAUUCCAAAGUAAUAUUUUGUUUAGGCAAGCUCAAAUUCGAGAAUUUCAAUUUCAGGAAAUGAAUACAAUGACUAAAGUAGAAAAUAACCAAGUCCGUCUAGCAUUAGAAGAGCUGUAUCAGACUACUUCUAGCAACUUGUGUAAAUGCAUUGAAACUAUGAAAGACAACUUAAAAGGUAGGGAAGCAUUGUUCAACCAGCUUGCAAGUAUGGACACAUGGCUCUCUGAAAUACGGACCAAAAAAGAUGAAACUAUCCAGCAAGCUGAUCUAGCAAAUCUGGAGAAACAAUACAAGAUUCAUGUAAAAAAUGUGAUAGAAAUUGAGGGUAGAUGUAAGGUAGUGGAUGAUUUGGAGGAAAGUUGUAAGAACAUCUUGGUUGGUUUGAGUCCUGGAGACGGCUACUAUCUGGUGAAUAGACUGGCAGGAAUCCGAAUGGAAACUUGUGGCAUUUUAGCUCAUGAAAAAGCAUUUAUUUCGGAAUUGGAGGAGCUUAUGAACCUAUGGACUAAAUGUGAUGAUGAUUUGUCUAAAAUUGAGACAGGUUUACAGAACAUUGGCAUUGCCCUGAACAAGCAAAGAUUCCCACUAACACAAGAAUCUCUUUCCGAAAUGAGAAUUUUGAAGUGCAAGCUAACCGAACAUCAAUGCCAAGUACAGGUGAUACAACAUUGCCAGGAAGCUAAGCGUACUUCGCUGUUAGAUACUAUUGGAGAACUUCUCAACAGGUGCAACGUUUUGUGCCUUUGUGCCAUCGAGCAAGACAAGUAUGUGCAAUUGAGGAGGCAGAUGGAGCAGUCGAAUUAUAUAGUAAAUGAACAAAUACUGAGCGCUAAAGAUAAAGUACCUAAUUUGGGUGAGAGAUAUAAACUGUUCCAACAUCUGCUGGUUGAAUUACCUUUAGUGAAGACACAAUGCCAAGAGGUUGCUGAUCAGUUAGAAGCUAUAGCACAAGAAUUACAUCCUUCAGAGUUGAAUACAGAAAGGCAGAUGAUACGAAAUUCUGUGGACACUUUAGUCACUUGGGAGAAUGUCAUCACAGAAGAUAUCAAAAACUUGGAAAACCAACUUAAGCUAGAACUACACUUCAAAACAGAGCUGCUAGCAACAAUGGAGCUAAUGCAAAAGACCAAACAAGAACUGGAGAGAGCUAAACCAUUGUAUCCGGAUGAAAAAGCAGUCGAUGUGAGGAUACAAAAGUGCUGGGUUCACUGGAGGAAUAUGGAGUCUGCUAUGAGGGUGUUGGAAGGGCUCGCAAGAAAGGAGAAGAAGAACCUCAGGCAUCAUAAGGAACUAUAUGCGACUAGAAAUGCAGCUUUGAAGGAGUGCCUGGUGCAAAUGGAGAGUCUAUCCAAGGUGCGUGAGGCUCUGAAAGAUUACCAGUGGGCUGCACAGGGGGCUGUAGUCUUCCUUCAUAAUGCUGAGACCACAUUUCUCUCAUCCUCCGGAGGGUUUGCGGACUGCACAGAGCAGCAGAGGCAGAUCCAACAGGCCCUCGAUUCUCUACAGGACGGGUUUGAAGCACAUGUAGACAAUCUGACCAAACUCACACCCCAGCAGCCAUGCCUGUCCCGUACAGAGAUGGAGGAGAUGCAUAGUCAGAUACUUGGUCAGUUACUGGUGAGGCGGGCAGUGCUGGAGGCCAAGGCACAACUCCGACUAGAGGCGUUGCACAGGUGUUCAGAAAAGCACCAAAACUGCACUAGUAAACAUGACAAUGUCCUGGGGAUUUUCUGUGGACUUGAAGACAAUUUAUCAAAGUGUGCAACAGAACAUAUCACCUCUUAUGAAAAAUGUGUUACCCAUCAAAAAAGGACCAUGCUGUUAUUAGAGGAUCUGCAGGAGGUUGCUGGGCAGAUAAAGGAGCUGGGAGAUGGAUGUCCUGUACACGGCUGUGAGGUAGGGAGGGCUGGUGAGGUGAGUGCCCUCUGGAGGAAAUGGACCGCAUUACGACGUAAAGUUGGCCUACUGUUGGUACACACUGAAUUGAAGGCAGAGGAAUGGAAGAAUAUAACCUCGAGUAUUGAGCAGUGCCGCACCCACAUGGCUUCUCUUCAGACUGACCUCCCUCUCUGCUCCCCUGGUGGUAUUUCUGAGGGGGGCUCUCCGACACUCUUGGACCAGGCCGAGCUGCACCAGGCCGGGCUAGAGAAGGAGCGGCGGGUUCUAGCAUCCCUGGAGCAGCGCCUGGAGCACGCCCUGAGCCCAUCCCACUCCCAGGCUCCCACUAGUCCUGGGCCCCUCGGCAAAACACUGGUGGAGAUUAAAGACAGCAUCAGGAGUUUGAUGGAGAGCAAUCGGAAGGUGGUAGAAACAGCGCAGCUAAAGGAGAAGGAGAAGCAGCAAGUUAUUAAAGAAUUAACAGAAUUGGACAAUCACGUUUCAUGCCUGUCUUCUACACUGGAGAGCUCCUCUAGUCAAAGUCAGCAACAGGAGUACAAGGAGGAACUGUCCUCUCAUAAAACCAGAUUACAACACAUCAUGGACAGACUACACAGUUGCUACAGUGAGAUCCCUCUGGAUAUAUACACACUUUUACAAGACGUUCAACUUUCUCUACAAACAGCAACGGAAAAGGUGAUGGAGAGGAGUGCACAUGUUGAGAGAUUGUCAGGCUGUGUGGAGGAGCUGAGGUCAGGACUGGAGAGAGUGAGAGAGCUACUGAAGCAGAGGAGUCCAAGUGUCACUGAGGCUCAAAAUGCUCUCAAGCAUGUCUGGGAUGAGCUGGACCUGUGGCACGGCCGUCUGAUGCUGCUGGAGAGUGAGGUCCAGGAUCUGGCUGAGGACCUCCCUGACCAGGCCCACCUCCUCAUGGACCAACUGACCGAGCCUCUGCAGUGCUACCAGGACACGGCCCAGAUGGUGGAGCAGCACACAGCCUUCCUCAGCAAGAUUCCAGCCUGUCUGCGUGAGUUUGAAAACAUCUUGUACAGAGCCACCUGCUGGCUGGAGGAGGCAGACUCCUGGCUCAGUGCAUCUUGUUCUUUCACAACAGCCAAAAGUCUCCAAAACCAUGCUACCUCGCUGGAGCUGCUGUUGGAGGACUCGGAGAGGAUCAGACUUCUUCUUCAGGAGUUCAGACCGGUUCUGUGUGACAUCUGUGCUGUGUGCGACGUCACUGUUCAGGAGCAGAGACUGGAGGACACAGACCAACAUGUGGUCAAUAUGCAGCAAACCAUCCUUCAGCCAAUAGGGGCGCUGCUACAGGCUGCCACGGUGGUGGAGAAUUUGGAGGCUGAAUUGAAGACCAUAGAGAGAAAUGUGUCAAAGAUGGAAACAAUAUUAGCCUUGGAGGAUAAUGGAAACACUUCUAUUUAUGAACAUUUGCACAACAGACAGGUGAUUGUGUCCAGUGCAGAGUCAGCUAAGAAGGUGUUGAAGGACAUGCAGAGGGUUAAAGAGGAGCUGGAUCUGCCCUGGGACUCCAAGGACAAACUACUGGUCUGGUCUAAAGCCACUUCACUGUUACAGCAAAUACAAGGGCUGGAGCAACUGUCACUGAAACAAGCCACCACACUGGAGGGCCGAGAUGAGAUUAUCAGAGCUGCAGACCUACCAACAAUAGAUGAAGAAAAAGUACUACCAAAUGUUGAGGUGGUGGAUGGUUUGCCUUUUGAACAAAACACAAGUUUGGAUACCACUGAGUCUUGGCUGUUAUCUGUCAGGCCUUGGCUUGACACCAGUUCAUCUGAACACAUGGAGAGUGAUUUAAACUUUGAAAAUGCAAUGUGUGAGCCGCCAUUCUCUACAGAUGUCUCUACAGUUGGAAAUCAAACAUCUGUUGUCAUGGAAACAUCUGGGUCUCUGAAACAGGAAGUUCAUGUCUUCACUUCAGCUCAGGCCAGAUCUGGGCUUGAAGACACCAGAGUGGUUCCUGUGAGACCCAUAACUCCUUUUGCUGCCGCCGCUGUCUUUGAGGAGGAAGAACAUGGGCGUUCACCUUUAAGUCCCAUUGAGGAGCUGGACACAUCCAUUGAACUGAAACAGAAUGAGGGCAUAGAAAUACCCUUGAAUGAAAGAUACAAAGAAACAAGUUCUCCAAAUGACAUGAGCCGAUCAAACCUUCAGGAUGAAAAUGACAUAGAACAACCAUCAUGGAUUCAACUGUCUGAUGAGAUCUCCCAGACUCUGUCCAAUCCUGAUGAAUCCCAACUAGAUAUUCAGGUUUCAAAAGACACUAUGCCAUAUGGAGCCUGUCUACAAACAACUCAACAGGCUGUGCUUAUGCUCAGACCAAUAGUGAAUUUGAGUGGUUCUUCUGAACACAGAGAAUUAUUUAAGGCUUUGAAACGGCUUUUAUUUUCUUUAGAUACUCUCAGUAAACUUGUGUUAACCUCUGUCCAAGAUAAAAAUGAUGCUGAGCUAAAGCUGCUGCAGAAUGAGUGUUUCAGAGGAGAGCUUGUGACUUUGUCUCAAUUGUUGAAUCAAAUUGAGAUAGUGGAUAAACCAGAGGUAUCAGAGUGCGUCGUCUUCCUUCAACAAUGUGUAAGACGGGUCAGUGAGCGGCUGCAGUUACAUGUGGACCUCACUCAACAACAGGCACUGUCAAACCGAAUGGUUUUCAUGGAUUACCUCGAGCUAAAAGAGAAUGGCAUCUUCCAGCGUUCAGAGGAAGCUCCAAAUUUUCUGUGUGUGCUGGUCGGACAUCUGAGGCGGUCUCCGGAGGCUAGAGCCGAGCUGAGGCAGGCUUCCCAGUCGUUGCUGCAGGGGAUAAGAGCUCUGGUGGAAAUGGGUGAGGAGAGCACCGCGGAGGGGCAAAGGCUCACCAUUCACUGCCAAACUGAACUUCAAGCUGCCCUCCAGAGACUCAAGAAGCUCCAGGAGAUCCUUGUGUCCCAGUUGGCUUUCACACAUCUUUUCCAACAAGAAGCCCUGAAGUGUCAUGAGGAUGAGUGGGCACAGCUGCAAGUCAGGGCCAGAGCUCUGCAGCAACAGGCUUUAGACCAACUUGUAACUUUUCAAUGGAAUCUGCAGGAGUGGACACAGUGGGAGGAUAAUUGUGGUCAUUUGGGAAGGCUCCUGGAUGAGAGUGAGGGCUUUUUGAGCAGAGAGGAGCUGAAUGGGAGUGAUGCACAGGAUAUAAUACAACAAAGGAUACAAGCGUGCCAGGAAAUUUUGUCCAAGCUGGAUAAGAGCAGAAACAUACUGGGCCUGCUGCUGGACCAAGGGGAAAACUUGCAGGCUGCCUCGGUCCGACAGAAAGGGGGCGCUCUGGAGCUGCAGUGGAGAGACAUCUACAGACAAACUGAAGGAGCAAUCAAUCGCUGCAGAGACAUGCAGGAGCACUGGGCCAGUUUCCAGACAAAUAUGGCAUCACUUAACCAAUGGCUGCAUGGUGCCAAGGAGCAAGUCCAGACAUGUUCAGGCCUUGCUGCGACCUCUGACCUCAAAAUAGAACAUGUUCACAAGAGUUUGAUCACGCUGCUGGAUCUCUCUGUUGAGGUUGGCUCCAUGUCAGCCCUGAAAGCGUCUGUUUGUAGAAGCCCCUGCCCAAGUGAGAGACAGCAGCUCACCUACCUAGAGACCCAGUGGAGCCAGCUCACCUCUGCCCUCUGCAAGACCCAAGAGCAACUGCAACAGCAUCUCCUGAAAAGAGGGCCAUCAGUUGACAUGCUGUCUGCUCUGGAGGAUUGGCUUGAGAAGAAACAAACUCACUUUAAUGAGGAAAAAGAAGAGAACCCUGCCCGUCGCUGUCUGCAGCAGCUCAAGGGGUUAAAGAGUGGACUGGAACACGGGCAGCUGCUCCUGGACUUUCUGUGCCAGUCGGGGCCUCCUCUUGUGGGAGACGGAGCCAUAACUCUCCGCUCUGAAAGGACAAUGCUGGAAGAGAAACUCGGUGCCCUCAGACUGCGCUGGGGCAACCUACAGGGGGAGCUAGAGAUCCAGAUUAAUGGGGCAGAGCACAUGCAUCAAAUUCAGGCUCAAAAACAAAAGAAGUUGCAGCAUCUUCAAAACGUUAUCGACCAAAAGAAGACAAAACUAGAUCAUUUAAAGCAACCUUGUGGUGAAGUUUUGGCUCGGAGAAUACUGCUGGAGUGGGAGGGUCAUGUGGACAGUUUGAAGAACAUAGCAGCAGACGUGGAGGAGUUGAAAGACACAUGGUUGAAUGUAGAAAAUGAAGUUAAAGAUUGCACUAGCGAUGUGGUGUUUUCUGAGCAAGUAGAGGAGCUCAGUCGUACCUGUGAAGACGUCAUUCAACAGAUGGACACUUUACAUCCUUCCGUACAGCAGACCGCUGAGAAGUGGAGUCUUUUCAAAAAACACUUGAAGGAAAUUUCCCUUUACUCUGUGAGGCUACACUGCUCCCUACAUCAGAUCCACGCUCCGGUCUUCUCCUUACAGGAGGCAGAAAGGAGCCUUCUCUUCCUCCAGGAAUUGGAGUUGACAACAAAUAACUACGAAGACCUAUGGGAUGAAUUGGAAAAAUCUUGCCACGACCUGGUGAAGAGGGAUCAAGUAGCAGCAGACGUGUUGAAGGAAGAAAUGGAAAGAGAACGUGCGAGGUGGAAAGGAGUCCUGCAGGAUUUGAAGGACGAAAUUGGGAAAACACAAAAGAACAUUACAAUAUGGCAGGAGUUCACAAACCUGUUGAAAAGCUGCUCACUUCAACUGCACCAAGCCUGGACUCAGUGGGAGGAGCUACAUUCCCCUGACAACGUGCAGGCCCGAGCUCACAUAUUACAGGAAUUCCAAGAGAAGGUUGAGAGUGUGGAAAGGACCUUGGAGCAUGUUCUGGUAGCUUCCAAGCUUUUGAUUGGACAACUGGAUCCAAUGGCUUCUAAUAUUGUCCAAUCACAAACCAACCAGGUGUCACGUGAUCUUCUGAUUUUGAGCCAAGCCUUGCACGUGCAUAAGAAGAACACCAAGGAUGACAUAGACCAACUGAAUGUAUUCCUGGAACAUUUGGAGAGACUUGAAAACCAAAUGAAGGAAAAAGAAGAGCAAAUUAACAAAAUAAAUGGUGUAGAUUGUGCAAAGCAGGUUUUCCGGGAACUCUCCAGCCUGUUUUGGUCCAUGUUUGACAUCAGUGAGAUGAGUGCCAACGUGAACCUUAGCAACCAGGAGGCACAGAGGCUGCACCAUCUCCAGGGGAGAUAUGUGCACAGUCUAACACAUGGGCUAGAGCAGUACAAGCAGCUGCAGUCCCAGCAUUAUGACUCUCUGGACUUUGAUGGAAAGUGUAAGGCCCUGACAGAUAUUCAAGAUAAACUGGAGCAGGAAUCAACACUGAGGAACCCUGAGAAUUACAUCAAUAUGAAACACAUGGCAACUGUCCACCAGAAUCUUCAAGGUGACAUCGUGGUAGGGCACCAGUUACUGCAUGGACUUCAGUGUGACGCUGUAAAGAUCAUGGAAAACACAACUGACACACAAAGAUUAGAAACCCUUGCCAAGGUUUCUUCCAUUAAGCAGAAGUGGAUUGAUACAUUGAAUGUGAUUAAACGGCGUCAAUCUUCGGACAAACAACUGUUGAGCCAGUACAUCACGUACCAGCGUGGACUUAAACAUCUUUACAAUAUUAUAAGAGGAAUCGAUUCUCUACAGCUCCCUACAGGACACGUUAUAUCUGUGUCACAAAUACAGAUGCAAGAUUAUAAGGCUGUCGAAAAGGCUCUCCAGCCUCACUCUGCCAUCUACACCAGGGUAGUGGACACUGGGAAAAGUUUGUGUAAAAGUAUGACAGAUCCUGAGAGUCAAAUGAAACUCCAAAUAGAAAUAGAAACUUUAGAGAAGGAAUGGGAACAUUCAACAUCACAGCUGGGAACGCACAAAGCAGCAAUCAACAAUGCACUCCAGAAGUGGGAGCAGUGCCAGAAGAAGAUCGCUGAGUUGAGAUCACAACUGGACGAGUGUGGACUUAAACUGAAGAAAGCACUACCAGACAUACCCAAGGACGCAGAGGAGAUCAUUCAGGAGACAGAGUUCUCCUUGCGGCUUCUGAGGACCGGAAAACAAGAGGUGGACACCAUGAAGACGGACUUGUCCCACUAUCUACCACUCGGGGACACUGCGCUGUUGGAGCAGCAGCUAGAGCAACUUCACAGCCAAUGGGAAGAGCUGUGCACGAAGGUAUCCUUGCGUAAACAGGAAAUCGCAGACCGCCUGAAUGCCUGGACCAUCUUUAAUGACAAGAACAAGGAGUUCUGUGAUUGGCUGACGCAGAUGGAGAACAAAGUGUGCCACAGUGCUGACCUGAGCUUCGAAGAAAUGGUUGAAAAGCUCAAGAAGGACUGCAUGGAGGAAAUUAAUUUGUUCAGCGAGAACAAGAGGCACCUGAAGCAGCUGGGGGAGCAGCUGCUGAGGGCCAGUGAUGAGGCCAAGCAGAGCCAAGUGCACGGCUCCCUGCAGGAGGCCAACCAGCGCUGGCACGGCCUCUUCCACCACAUCCAGGACAGGGUGAAGAAACUGAAGGAGACGCUGGCCACAGUGCAGCAGCUGGAUAAGAACAUGAGUAAUCUGCGCUCAUGGCUGUGCCGCAUCGAGGCCGAACUGUCUCGACCCAUCACCUACAGCGUGCUCCACCACCAGGAGAUCCACAAGAGGCUGGCCGAGCACCAGGAGCUGCAGAGGGACAUAGAGCAGCACACAGAGGGGGUGGUCUCUGUGCUCUCCCUUUGUGAUGUUCUGCUCCAGGACCAAGACGCCUCACAUGGGAUGGGGGCAGACAGCGACUCUCUGCAGGAGACCAGCCGCAGCCUGGACCAGCGCUGGAGGACCAUCUGUGCCAUGGCCCUGGACCGCAGGCUCAGGAUUGAGGAGACUUGGAGACUGUGGUGUAAGUUCCUUGAUGACUACUCGCGUUUUGAAGACUGGUUGAAGAUGGCUGAGAGGACCGCUGCCAACCCCAACACUGGAGACAUCCUGUACACUGAGGCCAAGGAGGAGCUCAAGAAGUUCGAGGCUUUCCAGAGGCAGGUCAAUGAGAGGUUAACACAGUUGGAGAUAGUCAACAAUCAGUACCGCCGCUUGGCCCGGGAGAACCGCACGGAUCGGGCCAGCCAGCUCAAAGCCAUGGUCCAGCAGGGGAACAGGCGCUGGGACGCCCUGCACCGGAGAGUGGGAGCCAUCCUACGCAGACUCAAGUAUUUCACCAGUCAGAGGGAGGAGUUUGAGACCACCAGAGAGAGCAUGCUGGUGUGGCUGACUGAACUUGACCUGCAGCUCACCAACGUGGAGCACUUUUCUGAGAGCGACGUGCAUCACAAGAUACAACAGCUCAAUAGUUUCCAGAAGGAGAUCCGGCUGAACACGGAGCGUAUUGACGGACUGAUCGUGUUUGGAGAGGGCCUGAUCCAGCGCAGUGCUCCAGGGGACGCAGCGCACAUUGAGAACGAGCUGGAGGAGCUGCACACAUACUGUCAGGAAGUGUUUGGGAGACUGGUACGCUUCCAUCAGAGACUCAGCCAGCCACCGGACCCAGUGGAACCCAAAUCCUCCAUCACCAGCUUCUCCUUGGAAUCCAGUCUGGAGCUGAUUGGCCGGCCAUGGUUGGGGCGAAGCCUUAGCAACCCUUUGGCUACACCCACUCACCUGCUGGCCACACCCCUGUCCCACUCGGGCCGGGAGACUCCUGUGAGUGUGGACUCUCUGCCCCUGGAAUGGGACCACACUGGGGACGUGGGAGGGUCAUCGUCACAUGAGGAUGAGGAAGAUGAUGACCUGGAUGAUGAAGGAGCGUAUUUUAGUGCAGUGUCCAGCCGAUCAGUGUGCGAUUCUCCAAGAUGGCGGACGCAGGACGAUCCAGAGUUUCUCGAUCUUGAAUCCAAUGGUCACAGUGAAGCUCCGCCCACUCUCUCCAGCACACCUUUGAAGCAAGGCAAUUAUCUGCACCUGAUAUCCCAGUGCAGCGGGAGCAUUGAGGAUUUUAAGAGGGUCUCGUUGAUCUUGGAUGAAGAGGAUCUGCCGGAUGAGUUCGGACUGGUUGGACUUAAUGUUUCAGGCAGACAAUCAGGAGUGAUUGAGCGCUGGGAGCUGCUGCAGGCACAGUCCCAGUCUGACCUCCGGGUCGACCCAGAGGAGGAGCAGCAGUCUCGGGGUUUGGAUCAGAUCAGCUCCUGGUUGGACACAGUGACUCCACAGCUUCAAUAUUUUCUACUGUCUAACCCACCCAACACCGUGGAGGACAUGACCAACCAGGCCAGAGUGCUGAAGGAGAUGCAGAAGAUGUUUGCUGAUUACAAGUCCACCGUGCUGUCCUUGAACCUAACACUACAUGGAGAUCCAGAUGUUCAACAGAAAGUGGCUUUAAUCAACCAGAAGUGGAGCAAAGCCUGCACUGAUCUCCAGCACUGGGACACCUCGCUCAGAAAAACACUAGUGCGCUGCCAGGAAUUCCACAAAACCCUCCACUCCUUGCUUCUGUGGCUGUCCCAUGCAGAGAGUCGACGGUAUGCAGUGGACAUACACCACCCGGAGACAUCGGUCAAAGCUCUCAAACAACACUGCAACACACUCACGGACGUGCGUGAGGAGCUGAUGCGCAGACAGUCCCAGCAUGCCUCGCUUCAUGCCCUGUGGAGCCAGCUACAGCCGGAGCACACAGACGACAGUGACGAGGCCCAGGAGAAGCUGCACGUCACAGGGAGCAAGAUGAAGGUCCUGCUGAGGGAGCUGACCCAAGACCUGAGUGCAGUGCAGAAGAGACUGGAAAAUGAAUCAGCAUCUGAUGAAGAAGACCAAAGAGCAUCCAGUGUGUCGUCUGAGUCCAAGAAAAAAUCUCCAAAUUCAAGAGAGAGAAGAGAGCCAGCCCGGCGCUCCUUUUUCCACCGGCUUCUCCGUGCGGCCUUUCCCCUCCACCUUCUCCUGCUGCUGCUGCUCCUGAUGCCCUGCUUGAUCCCCACAUCCCCCCCAGAGCACAGCUGCACGGGGUCCAAUAACUUCGCCCGCUCCUUCCAGCCCAUGCUCCGCUACACCAACGGGCCCCCACCCACAUAGUGCUGGACUUUAACACCCAGUGGGACCCCCCUACAUUCUGAUGGACUUUACUCAAAAAUAAAUACUCUAAUAAAUGUAAAAUAUGGGCUGAGGCAAAAAAAAAUAGCUUGUUCAAAUUGUCAAAGGCACCAGGUGUUAAAGGUGUAACUUUAUGUAACUUUUUCGAGUGAUGUCGCCUGCCACCUACUUGUCUUGAUGAAUGUUAUUGCUCUGAUUAGAAUGUUCCACAGUAUGGAUUUAAAUUGAUUUAUCUUGCAUUCAUACAAUUACAGGUAUUUUAGUUCUCAAAAAUACCUCGACAAAUGCAGGGUCACCUCUCCACUGAUCUGACUUGUAACUUGGCCAGGUAGUAUCAUCUACUUCUCUGUUUCCAUGGAGCUAGAUUAAUUUAAUGCCAUAUUUUGGAACAUUCCAUUCAAAGCAACAGCUCCAUGGAGACAAGCAGGUGGUGGACCCUCUGAAAAGUUGUAAUGCACAUUUAACUGUGCCGACUUAUUUUAAAAUACUACAAUUUUAAUAUUAGUAAUUGAAGAUUUCUACAUUUUAAAUCAAGUAUUAAACAAAAGAUACAAUUUGUGUUUUUCACUUUUCAUAUUGUCAGAGGGUUAUAAACCGCUCCACACUUGUGCAUAUAUUUUGUAUGUGUUGACUAAGAGUACGUUUUUUAUACUUGGAACACUGGUUAAUUAAAAUGUAUUUAAAAUUAAAUAUUAUGUCCCUUUUUAUAUAUCUGGAUUACAUUCUUUGAACAACAUCUCCACUGUAGUUGUUGUGCAAAGAAUGUGUUAAUAAAAUUUGUAUUUAUAAUGUUACUCAAUGUUUUGCUAAUAAACGCUGAAUUUG